This is a messenger RNA of Tetrapisispora phaffii CBS 4417, 1818 nucleotides long. It is a transcript of the gene HRD1, whose product is annotated as E3 ubiquitin-protein ligase HRD1. The transcript has a single exon. Lineage: Eukaryota; Fungi; Ascomycota; Saccharomycetes; Saccharomycetales; Saccharomycetaceae. Gene Ontology annotation, cellular component: cytoplasm. The coding region runs from base 1 to 1818 and encodes 605 amino acids. The record is from RefSeq and is a predicted model, not a curated record.
AUGAGUUCACUUUCCGUUACAAGGAAGUAUCAACUGGCGUUGAUCACUUUUGUAAUCUACACUUCCACUAUAUUUGUAACAUAUUUGGCUAUUCAAUCAUCAAGUUCAUACUUGCAGGUAACCAUAAAAUUGACGAAAGGAUUGAAUGUUAUCAUAUUGGUAUUGUUUGGUUUGCUAAAUGUUGCGUUUAUAUGGAAGGGUCUAAUGUAUCUAUUAUUUUCGUCACUGAGAUUAAUCGAAUAUGAACAUAUCCUCGAACGUUUACCUUUCACAAUUAUCAAUUUCUGCCUCUUAUCCUCAAUGUUUAAUGAAAGGGAUAUAAUUAUGUCCAUUUCAAGUUAUGGAAUGAUUUUAAUUUUUAUGAAAGUAGCACAUUGGGUGUUAAAGGAUAGAUUAGAAAGUCUAUUACAGUCAAUGAAUGAUAACUCAAGCAUACGGUCCUUAAUAUUUUCGAAUAGAUUUUUCUUAAACUUGGGAUUAUUUGCAGUUAUUGACUAUCAAAUGAUGAUGCAAUGUGUAACGAAUUCAAUUAAAAACUCUAUGGGAGCAUCCACAUCUAUCCAUUUAUUAUUGGGUGUUGAAUUUACUAUGUUAUUGGUAGAUUUAGUCAAUUUAUUCUUACAUACUUGUUUGAAUUUAUACGAGUUUCACAAAUCAAUUGAGGAUAGAAACCUAAAUAUUGUUGGUGAAGAUGAGGAUGGUUUGGUAGAUGAUGAAGAAGAAUUUAAUGAAUUAGAAGGUAAAUUUAUGUACGAAAAAGCAAUCGAUAUAUUUACCAGAUUUUUAAAAACUCUAUUACAUCUACUAAUGUUUAUCCCAUUCAGAAUGAAGAUAGUUCUAUUGAAAGAUGUGAUAUGGGACGUAAUAACAUUAUAUCAGAGCACUGUAAGUUUAUGGAAAACAUGGAGGAAUAGUAAACAAUUGGAUGAAAAAUUACCUACAGUCUCUUUGGAAGAAUUGAAAUCUAGUGAUAACGAUAUGUGUAUUGUUUGUAUGGAUAGUUUAAUCAACAUUGACUUUAACUCCACAGAAGAAACAGAAAAUAAAGAGAAAGAAGAGCAAAUUUACAAUGCUGCAAUUCAUUCGAAACAAAAACCAAAGAAGCUACCUUGCUGUCAUAUUUUACAUUUAGGUUGUUUGAAAAAUUGGAUGGAAAGAUCACAGACUUGUCCAAUUUGCAGGUUGUCAGUUUUUGAUAGCAAUGGAAAUAUACUACCUUUUAAUAAUACUAGAUCCGAUACUAUGAGAAAUACAGAACUUACUGCUACAAAUUCUAACGAUGCUGCCGAUGAGAGUACAGAAAAUGACACAGAGAUGGAUGCAUUGCUAAGUUCUCAAGUUCAAGAAAGUGUCGGUGAUACUUUGGCAAGAGAUAUAAACUUCCGUAGCUCAAUUGGCGAUGCAGACGUGGAGGGUGAAAAUAACGACAACUAUGAUUUAGAUAAUGAAUUGGAAAUACCCAAUAGUGAUAACCCUUCUCAGCUUUUGAAUUCAGAGUCACAAAAUGCUGAAUGUGAAUUCAAUAAUGUCAAAUGGAAAUCAUUCUUAAUCAAAUCUGUAAAUAAAGAAUCCAUAUCUUUUGAGUUAACUGAUCUAAAAAAUCCAGACCAGACCAUUUUAACAAAGUUGAUAAUAAAGGAAAAGCCAAUCUUGAAAGAUUCAAAAAACAUAAAACAGGUUGUGAUAAAGGAUGAAGACAUAUGGAUGGCUACCGAACCCAAGACUAUCAAAUCAUUAAAUGACAAGAUUAAUGAACUGGAGAGGAAAUUAAAGGAUAUAUCUUCAAAAAUAGACGAAAAAGAGACGGUUGAACAAUAG